Eucalyptus grandis is the source of this 859-nucleotide messenger RNA. RefSeq lists its product as hypothetical. Bases 151 to 534 code for a protein of 127 amino acids. The transcript is spliced from 4 exons. The record is from RefSeq and is a predicted model, not a curated record. Lineage: Eukaryota; Viridiplantae; Streptophyta; Magnoliopsida; Myrtales; Myrtaceae.
AUCAUAAAAUCUUUGGAUAAGAAUAAAGUCGUCGAUGAGCACUAAUCACAUCCCCACGUAUUUAAAGCCUUCACCGUGACUUGCGAAUCGAUCGAAGAAUCGCAGACAAGAACAGGAAGGGUGAUCACUGAGCAAAGCUUGCGAACAACGAUGGGCUCUCUAAUGGCGGGUUGGGACUCGCCGGUCCUUGAUCCUAAGCAUGUGGCCUACCAGAGGAACAGAUCGUUCACUAAAGAGGAAAUAGAGGCUUAUUGGAGGUCGAAGAAGGAGAAGGCAGGAGAAGAGCUGCGUAAAGCCCCGUCCGAUGGCACUCGGGAGAUGGCAUUCAAAGAGUGUGCAAGAAAGUACGGGAGAUCGGAGUCGUUGCCGGCAGAGCUGGAAGGCGAGGCAACUUGGGAGAGACCCAUCAACAACAAAGGCUGGUGGACAUGGAGCAAUUGGGCAUUUCUGAAUGAACCGCCGGUAUCCGAGGGAAGCACCAACAGCUACGUCUCUCAGUUCCAUGUUGCCAAUCUCCACAAGUCCAGAGCUUGAAUCACUUGAGUUGAAGUUAAUCUGGGCCUGUUUGCCGAGAAUGAAUUGCUCUGCAAUCGUCGUUAGUAAUUUCAUAGGCAUCCAUGUAUAUAUGCGUAUGCGAUGCGUAUAAUUUCAGAGUGACGCCUACAGUGUGUUGAAGGUGUAGUAAAAUUUUGAGGACUUUGUGAUCUUGGAUGGGCUCUUGCUAUCCUUCUUGUGGUGAAGAAGUGGAGACCCUUGAUUUGAAUUGGCAAUGGCUUGUGCAGUUUUUAUAUGAAAUGCUAUCAUGUCUUCUCUAGUAAGUCGCUCACAUUACGUCAAUAAAUUGAUUUCGCAAUAUAAA